Molecule: messenger RNA, 2233 nt
Organism: Temnothorax curvispinosus
Lineage: Eukaryota; Metazoa; Arthropoda; Insecta; Hymenoptera; Formicidae
Gene: Kpc2
Product: ubiquitin-associated domain-containing protein 1
Exons: 9
Coding region: 293-1684 (463 amino acids)
Molecular function (GO): protein binding
Source: RefSeq, a predicted model, not a curated record
GGCACGAGAUCCACGAGAGCGACGCAGCGGACGCAGUGAUCAGCUGUCAUGGCAGUCACGAUUCUUGCGGAAUAAAAGGGACCAAGUGUUGUUAAAAAAUAAUCUCCGAUGCACUGUACCGGAAGAUGAUAGCCGACACAUCAAUUCUUUAACGCGCUUGGUAGCUUAGCCAAAAAAUGUUUCGUAUUUUUCGGUGUAACCUCCGUAAUCGGUUCCCCGAGUUUCUUUAUUUAACAACAAAUUAGACCUGAAUUAUUUAUGUGAAAGGCUUCGAAACAUAAAGGUAAAUUUAAUGAUCCCAUGGGUGCGUGAUCAAAUAGCGGAGGCCUGGCAUAAUAGAAAGAGUUCAAGGGCAGCUGACAAGCGGUCCUUGGCCCUUUCUUCUGUCAGCACAGGCAAUCCUGCAGGCAAUAACACCAUGCUUACGCCAUUACCUACCUCACCUGAAAAUUUUUCCAUCAACGUCAUCAGCAUAGAGGGAAAUGUAUUGGAUGUUACGGUGAAACCAAAUUUCACUGUAGAAAAUAUUAAGAAAAUAGCAGUGGUACAUUUUUACGGUCAAGACACAACCAAACCCAUCUCACGCUAUCGCUUAGUUCAUUCGUCCAAAUUUAAACAGCUUGCGGAUGAAAAUUAUGUAGAUGAUGAGGAUAUUAAUGAAUAUGAUGAAUUAUUAUUAGUGGAAAUACGAUCGACCACCAUACAAGAAAAUCUUUCAGAUGAAGCUCUUAAAGGUCCAAAUUUAGAAGCAAUAGCUCGAGCUACGAGUGAUCUACCUAAUCUACAAAAUGCACCUAAGCCUGUGCCAUCUACAGAAUGUCCUGCAGAUUUCCAGAAUGAAAUCCGUAAGAUUUUAAUAACCCUUGUAGAAGCGUCUGCAAAGAUCUUAAUGUAUAGUCCCGAUGCUGAAAAAUUAUAUGACGUUAUUAAGGAGAAACUCGAAGCUAGAUGCAAGCCUAUUAAUGAUCCAAAAGUCGUAAAAACUCUUAUAGAAAUGGGUUACCCUCACAAAAAAGUUCUCAAAGCGUUACGUCUUCGAAAAUCGAAUAUGACAGAAGCUUUAGAAUGGCUCAUAGAACAUCAAGAUGAUUCAGAUGAUGAAGACGAUGAUUUCUUGUCUGUGGAUACAAUGACAGAUACAAAUAUUGCAAGUCCUAGUUUCUCAAUGGGUGUUAAGAAAAAAUUAUUAAAAGAUGCAUGUUUGGAAUUGUUUGAAACAGGAAAACAGGAUCAAAAAGAAAAAAAUCUGAUACAUAUCGUAGAAUUAUUAUUGCAAAGUUUCCGACAAUAUAAAAAAAUGGAAUUUAAACCUAAUAAAAGAGCAAUGCGGUCGCUUGUAGAAAUGGGCUUUGAAGAGAAGAAUGUUAUAGGAGCACUAAAAAUUACUGGAAACGAUCAGGCUAAUGCUUGUGAGUGGUUGUUGGGCGAAAGGCGACGUAGCUUACAAGACUUGGAUGAGGGUCUUGAACCUGAUGGUCUAAUUUAUAAAGCAAUUAUGGCUAAUCCUCAUAUUCAGCUUAGUCUUACAAAACCCAAGAUGUUACUCGCAUAUUUAUCAAUGAUAGAAACACCUGCCUCGGCAAACGUAUGGAUUAACGACCCUGAAAUUUCACCUGUGCUUAGCCAAAUAUCUAAGACAUAUCACACCGAAAAACAUGCCAUCCAUAUGAAUCGUUAUACCUAGUAUUACGAUAAAACUUAUUUGAGUCUCUGUAAAAUACAUAUUUUUAUAUAAAUUUAUAAUUAAUUUUCGCGGAGAUAUCAAUCACCGAUUAGUAAUCAGUUAUAAUUAUUACAAUUUUAAUUAUAUAUAAUUAUAUUAUAUAUUAUAAUUACUGCUAGUUAAUUAUUGUUAUAAUUAUAACUGCCGCUAGUUAAAGAACUAUUAUCAUAUUUAUGAAAAUCUCAUGGGAUAUUCACUCGCAAUACGCUAUAAUAUGUAAUCAAUCACACAUCAUUUGAUUUCCAUAUACAGUGCAGAGCUUUCGACGUUGUCGACAAAUUGCUUGGUGUUGACAAUUCUUAGAGAAAGAAAACGUGCUUUAAUAUAUAUGAAAACAAAAAAUUGUUAUUUUAACAUGUAAUAUAUAAAUUCUUAUAAUAAAAUCGAAUUCGUGUCAAAUACCUAUGCUUUUCCGUUCUCCAAAUCGAGAGCUAAUCAGACAUGUGCUUCUACAGAAUUAUACAAUAUGUUGAAAUAUAAAGUCGCAAAAUAAAUUUAUUAUAAAUUAAA